Molecule: messenger RNA, 2216 nt
Organism: Neurospora tetraspora
Lineage: Eukaryota; Fungi; Ascomycota; Sordariomycetes; Sordariales; Sordariaceae
Product: AKAP7 2'5' RNA ligase-like domain-containing protein
Exons: 1
Coding region: 425-1801 (458 amino acids)
Biological process (GO): regulation of DNA-templated transcription; DNA alkylation repair
Cellular component (GO): nucleus
Source: RefSeq, a predicted model, not a curated record
AAGACGGAGCUCUGGCUGAUCGUCCACCGGCCGGCAUCGAAAUCACCCAACUUCAUUGGACACCGAACCCAGAUUCGCACCAGGUCGCCGACCAGUUUGACGUCCAGAUUCACGACCGGAUAUUGAUGAUCAGCUUUGUAAGCACUCACGAAGCGUCAACACGGAGCUUGUCAGCCUUGGAAAGCUUGAUUGAUGAGGAGUCAAAGCUCGAGUUAUAUCGCCGAGUCGACACAUCAAGUGUAGACUAGUGCUUAUUCACCUCCUUCACCAUACAUAAUCACCAAAGAAGUAAUACCAAGGUACCCUAUCGGCAUUUGUCCCUCCCCUUCACUUACUCAAACCAUACCACUCCCGGAGGUUUACCAUACCAGGUUCCGAUUAGGAGAUAUCAGCCGAAGUACCUAACUAAUCAACAACCACCAAAAUGGAGGAGUCGAGGACACAACCAUUACCAGCAGCCUCAGCCGCGUCUACCUUACCAUCGCCAUCAAAAUCAUCACCAGCAGAGGAGCAACAGCCGCAGCUCCAGACCGCGAGCGAGGACACAGCCAAAUCCCAACCUAAAUCACAACCCAAAGGCGAAGACAACACCACCAUCAACAAAAACCAGAACCAAAACAAGAAACCCAACAAAAUGCCACCAAAACCACCCCCCACUCACUUCCUUUGCAUCCCCCUCGUCACCGCCUCCUCCCGGUCUCAACUCACGCGCAGCCUAGCCGCCUUCAGGGAGGAAGUGACGGCCCCCGGGAACCCGUCCAGCAGUGCUUACGGAGCGUUGCCGGUGCCGGAGGAAGCCAUCAGGCCUGUGGGGACGAUCCAUUUGACGUUGGGGGUUAUGAGUUUUCUGGAGCCGAGGGAGUCUAAGGGGGUGAAGACGGGGAGGGGAGGAGGUGGGCAGGGGCAGGCAGGGCAGGUUGGGGGAAGUAGUGGGAGGGAUGGACCGCAAGAAGAUAACGGGAGAAGAGACAGAAGCAGAAGCAGGAGUGGCAGCAGAAGUGGCAGCGAGGAACAGGGACCACCAAGUGGAAGUGGAAGUCUGAGCGGGCUGAGGAAGCUGGAGGAAGCCAAGGCUUUGCUGAAGAGCUUGAAGCUGAGCGAGAUUUGGCAGGAGGUGCUGAGGCAGUCACAGACGCGGGCGACGGCGGUGCCGAUGCCGCGGGAUAGUAACGGUGGUGGUGCACCUAUUGCUAUUGGGACAGCGGAAGAGAAGGGUGAAGGGGUGGAAGCUGGGAUGGGGACUGUUAUUAGGGAGGUCCCACCCCAGCUUCAGUCUGAGACAGGGAAGAAGGAAGAAGAAGAAGAUCUAAAGAUCACGUUAAAGGGUCUUCACUCGAUGCAAUCACCUUCCAAAGCAGCGGUGCUCUACGCUCCGCCCGUUGACCCGCUUGGCCACCUCCAGCGCUUUUGCGAGAGGGUCAAGGCCGAGUUUGUGCAGAAGGAGUUGAUGAUGGAGGAAGGGGGUAGACCGCUUUUGUUGCAUGCUACGGUUGUUAAUACGAUUUAUGUGAAGGGUGGUAGGGGUCGUGGUCAGCAGCAGCAGCAGCAGCAAGGGGGAGGUAACAGAGGAGGAGGAAGAGGAGGAAAGAAGGGACACCACGGUCACAGAGGAGGAGGAAACAAAAGGGAAAGAUUGACGAUUGACGCGAGGGAGAUUCUGGAGAGGUAUGAGGAGUACACGUGGAUGGAGGACGUCAAGGUGGAAAAGGUGGCUAUUUGCAAGAUGGGGGCGAAGAAGGAGAUGGUGGAUGGGGUGGUGGUUGAUGAGGCUUAUGAGGUUGAGGAGGAUGUUGAGUUUUAGAGGUCCUGUCAUUGGACUUUAGAAGUCAAUGAAGUACGAUUAUAGUACUCGAAAGAGGGAGAUGUUUUGGUAAUCGAUAUCCCUCGAUCCAGUCCGACAAAGGCCCGAGGUAUCCACGAGCCACGCUAACUUGUCUUGUGUGUGAGAGGGAAUGAAGCGAGCGAAAGAUAGCCGUAGAUCUCCCGUUAGGCUAUCGUACAUGUAUCGUGCUUGGGUUCUUCUUCCCACGGUUGUAUCUACUGUGUGUAAGCUCCGAAGCUGUACAUUGUACGUACAAGUACCUACAUGUUCGGCCAUAGGGGUUCGAGAGGAGGGGCAGAGGGGCUCCAUGGGUCAACCCCUGAAUGCCAUGUUUUGGUCAACGGAGCUGCCCGGCCGUUGCUGAAGGUACGGCGACAGACCAUGAUCCCUGUCC